AUGGCACUUCAAGGAAACCUCAGCCACCCCAAACGCUACAUCACCUCCCACAACAGCGACGGAAAGGCGAUCAUUGAUUCGUCCGUCCCCGAGGAAGCACCCUUCUAUGAGCUCCCAGACAAGGUCGCUUCAUUCGCCUCAUGUUAUGUCACCCGAGAAUUCCCUGUGCAACUUGACCAAGGGGCGGAUCUGAAGUCCUACCAGGACUUCCUCAGUAGUCCUCCAGGGCUGACAGUUUCGACGGGCACUGUCCUACGCUACGUCGACAUGAGCCCUGGAACCACUUCUCCUAUGCACCGCACCGUGAGCCUCGAUUAUGGGGUUGUUCUGGAGGGAGAGGUUGAGCUCAUUCUGGACUCUGGAGAGACUAGAUUGCUGAAGAGGGGUGAUAUUUGCGUGCAGCGAGGUACUAUGCACGCGUGGAGGAAUACUAGCGACAAAGGCUGGGCUAGAAUGCUCUACGUUCUGCAGCCAUCGACACCAAUUACUGUGGAGGGAAAGCAACUUGGUGAGGAUUAUGGUACCAUGCAGGGGGUCAAGGCAUCAAAAUGA
Fusarium falciforme is the source of this 552-nucleotide messenger RNA. RefSeq names its product Cupin-2 domain-containing protein. The coding region runs from base 1 to 552 and encodes 183 amino acids. The record is from RefSeq and is a predicted model, not a curated record. Lineage: Eukaryota; Fungi; Ascomycota; Sordariomycetes; Hypocreales; Nectriaceae. The transcript has a single exon.